Messenger RNA from Gavialis gangeticus (Gharial), 4677 nucleotides. RefSeq names its product patched domain containing 1 (gene PTCHD1). The record is from RefSeq and is a predicted model, not a curated record. The coding region runs from base 662 to 2995 and encodes 777 amino acids. The transcript is spliced from 3 exons. Gene Ontology annotation, biological process: cognition; chemical synaptic transmission. Gene Ontology annotation, cellular component: plasma membrane; synapse. Lineage: Eukaryota; Metazoa; Chordata; Crocodylia; Gavialidae.
UACUUGUCCCCAGGGAACCAAACGUCUAUGCUCGUCUGGAUGCGGUCAUUGUGUGUAGACAACUAAUUCAUUUCCACCAGCAGAGCCUUUGCUACUCUGGUUUCUCUUAUCAUUUACUCCACCAAUUUUGCUUCUGUAUUUUUUCUAAAUAUUGUCUGAUCUCAAUCCCUUCAUUACCUAUAUAAUCUAGAAUCUCUCCAUCUCACUGGGGUCCAUAGAGAGCAAUAUAUGUAGUAUACAAAAGGAGAGAUUUUUCCUCCUCUUUUCCUGCCAAGAAUCAAUGGGCAGAUAUUAGUUAUUCAUCAUAUUUAAAAAAAAAAUUAUAGUCCUUGCUAAUUCACUCUACCAGCUUCCAAGCAGAAAAGGUCUCACCCCCACUUCACAGAUGAGGGAAUUAUACUUUCCCAGUGCCAAACAGUUGUAAAACUCAAGGGGGAAACCAGGGUCUUUUGUUUGAUUAUAAAAUGUCUGCACUGCACAGGCAGGUCUUUCAGCUUUGCUGUUUCCGGUUUCCAAACCAGCUCCCAGUCACUGAAGCCCUAGUUAAAGAAGUACUGAUGCUGCUCUAACUUGCAUCAACAGAUUACUCAGCUUCAGUGGCUGUUCCGUCAGCCAGAAUUGUUAGAGUACAUCACACUCCAGACCAACCCACUUCCUCUCCAUGGGUCAAAAGUGUAAGUUGCACUCUGCUGUUACCAGGAUCCAAGUACAAAGACCUGGUUUCAAUUACACAUUUGCCCAUAUAUGUAUCCUGAAUAACGACAAGACUUGCAUAGUGGAUGACAUAGUGCAUGUAUUGGAGGAACUGAAGACCGCUCGUUCUUCUAAUCGAACAAAUUUUGCCAUCACAUAUCCAAUCACUCAUUUAAAGGAUGGCAGGGAAGUGUAUAAUGGGCACCAGCUUGGUGGAGUUACUGUGCACAGCAAAGAUCGGGUGAAGUCUGCAGAAGCCAUUCAGCUCACCUACUACUUGCAGGCAAUCAACUCCCUGAAUGACAUGGUAGCGGAAAAGUGGGAAUCCAUUUUUUGCGACACUGUUGAACUUUUCCAGAAAUCUAACAGGAAAGUCAAAAUGUAUCCCUUCACUUCUUCUUCACUGAAAGAGGAUUUCCAGAAGACUAGCAGGGUGUCAGAACGUUACCUGAUCACGAGUCUAGUACUUGUGGUCAGCUUGGCUAUACUCUGCUGCUCCAUGCAGGAUUGUGUCCGUAGCAAACCUUGGCUUGGUCUCCUAGGCUUGUUAACAAUAAGCCUAGCCACUCUGACUGCAGCUGGAAUCAUUAAUCUAACUGGUGGGAAAUACAAUUCCACGUUCCUGGGAAUUCCCUUCAUCAUGUUAGGUCAUGGGUUAUAUGGGACUUUUGAAAUGUUAUCCUCCUGGAGGAAAACCAGAGAAGACCAACAUGUUAAAGAGAGAACUGCAGCUGUGUUUGCAGACUCCAUGCUCUCCUUUUCUCUCACCACUGCCAUGUACCUGGUCACUUUUGGAAUAGGUGCCAGUCCCUUCACUAACAUUGAAGCAGCCAGGAUUUUCUGCUGCAAUUCCUGUAUUGCAAUUUUCUUCAACUACCUCUAUGUACUCUCCUUUUAUGGUUCCAGCCUGGUGUUUACUGGCUACAUAGAAAACAACUACCAGCAUAGUAUCUUCUGCAGAAAGGUACCAAAGCCAGAGGUAUUGCAAGAGAAGCCUGCGUGGUAUAGGUUUCUUCUGACUGCCAAAUUCAGUGAGGACACAACAGAUUCAGAGGAAACAAACACUUACGAAAGUCAUCUAUUGGUAUGUUUCCUAAAACGCUAUUACUGUGACUGGAUAACAAACACUUAUGUCAAGCCUUUUGUAGUUCUCUUUUACCUUGUUUAUAUUUCCUUUGCCUUAAUGGGCUACCUGCAGGUCAAUGAAGGGUCAGACCUUAGUAACAUUGUAGCAACUGCAACUCGAACCAUUGAGUAUACUACAGCCCAGCAAAAGUAUUUCAGUAACUACAGCCCAGUCAUUGGGUUUUAUAUCUAUGAGUCAAUAGAAUACUGGAACACAAGUGUUCAAGAAGACGUGCUGGAGUAUACCAAGGGGUUUGUGAGAAUAUCCUGGUUUGAGAGCUACUUAAAUUAUCUUAGGAAACUCAACAUAUCUACUGGAUUGCCCAAAAAGAAUUUUACUGAUAUGUUGAGGAACUCUUUCCUGAAAGCCCCCCAGUUUGCCCAUUUUUCAGAGGAUAUCAUCUUUUCCAAGAAAUAUAAUAAUGAAGUUGAUGUAGUGGCUUCCAGGAUGUUCUUGGUGGCCAAGACGAUGGAAACCAAGAGAGAAGAACUUUAUGAUCUCCUGGAAACCUUGAGGAAGCUCUCUCUCACCUCCAAGGUGAAAUUCAUCGUUUUCAAUCCAUCAUUUGUGUACAUGGAUCGUUAUGCCUCCUCAGUGGGAGCCCCCUUACAAAACUCCUGCAUCAGUGCUUUAUUUCUGCUCUUCUUCUCCGCAUUCCUGGUGGCAGACUCUCUGAUCAAUGUCUGGCUCACUCUAGCUGUUGCCUCAGUCGAAUUUGGAGUUAUAGGUUUUAUGACCUUGUGGAAAGUGGAACUGGAUUGUAUUUCUGUGUUGUGCUUAAUUUAUGGAAUUAAUUAUACAAUUGACAACUGUGCUCCACUGUUAUCAACUUUUGUCCUGGGCAAAGAUUUCACAAGAACUAAAUGGGUAAAAAAUGCCCUUGAAGUUCACGGGGUAGCUAUUUUACAGAGCUACCUCUGUUACAUUGUUGGUCUGAUUCCUCUUGCAGCUGUGCCUUCAAAUCUGACCCGUACACUGUUCAGGUGCUUGUUUUUAAUAGCAUUAGUCACCUUCUUUCACUGCUUUGCCAUUUUACCUGUGAUACUGACUUUUGUGCCACCAUCCAAGAAAAAAAGGAAAGAGAAGAAGAAUCCUGAAAAUCGUGAGGAAAUAGAGUGUGUUGAAAUGGUGGAUAUGGAUAGUACCCGAGUGGUUGACCAAAUUACAACAGUCUAACUUGUUUAUUGCUUUUUCACACUAGGUCUUAUUGUCAGAAAAAUAAUUCAUAUUGAUUAAAUAUUAGGUUUUUAUUACUUUUUAUUGCCCCUAAACUGAAACCAAGAAUAUCCAAAAUGGUGGGAGAAAGAAGAAAAAGGAAAUUGUCCCUGGAUUGGUCUCUGCAACAGAAGCAUUGUAAACGAGAAAAUUUCUUCGCAAACCAUGCAAAGAGUGUGAAUUUUAGUCACUUGAGAUAAGAUUCAAUAAGGAAGAUAGGUUGCUAAACGCAGUAUGUUGCCUUGUCUAUACUGGAGAUACUGCUAUUAUUGUUGCUGAGUUCAAUCAAAUUGAAAGGUCAACUGUCAAGGCUGAAGUAGCGUUAAGUGUUCAUCCAGAUGUAAAGGCUUUAUAAACUUUCUGCACAGCAAUAACUCAAGUUAGUGAAUCAGCUCCUGUAGGUCUUAACCAACACAUUUCUGUUCUUUUAUUCCCCCCCCUCCCUCCCCCCGCUGUAUACAUUUAUGCAGGUUUGUAUUACACAUAGCAAAGGGGACAAGGAAAGAAGACUGUACAUAACCAAAUACUUUCAAAACAAAUUUGCAUUACAAAUCACUUUUUCCUCUAAAAAUAUUUAUUUUAAAAAGUAAUUAAUUUCCUAGAACAAUUUUAAACCAAUUCAUGGUUUUGUAGCUAUUCCUUUUUCUAGAAAAAACAAAAUAAUAAAAAAACUCAGUGACUCCAAUACUCUAAAAAAUUCAAAAUUCUAUUUUAUUAAUGUCUUGCUACUAAUUUAACAAGGAAUCUGCUUUACCAAUUGUAGUUUUUGUUAUCAUUGAACUAAUAUAUGCCAAUAGAUCAAAUAGCAGAUAAAAGAUGGUGUGACUGAAUAUUUCAGCACCAAAAUCCAUUAACCAAACCUCAAUUACCUGAUGUCAUCAUGGAAAAGUGAAUGUUAGGGCUUCUUUAGUAAGAACCUAUUUCAGGCCAUUCACUAGAAAUUAAGUAAUAGUUUUAUGUAAUCCAUGAUUUAAUCCCUCAAGAUAUGUAGAAUACCUGUAAAGCAAUACACAUUGCUUUUAUGGGCUCUUGCAAGAGACCUUAGAGCAUGUCCAUAUGAGAAGCUUCAGGUUUAUCUAUCUUCUAAAACAGUCUGUAUGAAAAGGGGACUAUUGAAAACAUCACAUUUAGAAUAUGUAUGCACACAUAUGCAUGCAUGCACACACAUACUUCUGAAUCUUCUUGGAGUAUUAUGUUCUAAAUCAAGUUAGCAUAUAUGAUGUGGAGUAAUGCAGAUAAAGAAGUAGCUCUCCUCUGGGCCCUUAAGAAACACAGGGCACAGUGUGAGGUAUUAUAUCAAAUGAGAACCCCUACUGGGAACAUUAACCAAUUGAGUAGGUUUUACUGAAAGCAUUCGAACUAAAACUGGUAAAUGAAAAAUCAGUUACAUGGAGGUAAAUUCUGUGUCAGGUGUUCUAGUGAAAAUACAGAUAUUGUAUCUAGAUGCCCUUUAAAAUUUACCCCAAGGGACAAACUAUUACAGAGCUUUUUUACCUGGCACAAUAGUUAUCUAAAUUGUGGGCUGUGGAAUUCUAAUUUAUGUUAUAGGUGCCAUGUAGCUUGGAUUGUUUUGAGUCUUUUAGCAUCAGGAGACUGCAUGUGUUGCUCUAUGAUGACUGUUGGUGUUGUAACAAAUCAGUGGU